GGGAGCGCGCAGGCAUCCAGCAGCCAGCAGCCAGAGCGCCGCGGAGUGACUGAGGUGAGGGGGGGAGCGAACAGGCGAGGACGAUGCAUCUUUCAUUUGCCAUUUGCGCCACUUGGGCAUCCUCGGUUGCGCGCUGUCGGCCUCGCGGGGUCGGCGACUCUGAUCGUUUGAUCGAUACUCAUCGAUAAUCCAACAGCAGACGGCCUUCUCCUUCGUUUAGGAAGACAAAGGGGAGUCCGGCGGAGGUGAUGUGCGUUGUCGCCAGGGCUCCGUCAUCAAUCUUACAGUGGCUGACCCGCUUUUGCUCACUUUGGACUGUUGGACAGAUGCCGGGAGCCACUUUUUUGUGAGAGUAGGACCACCUCGUGCGGAGAGUAAACGGCUGGAAGGAAGCACGGAGCGUGUCGUCCAAGGCAACCGGCCCGGAUCUGCCACCAUCUCCCGCUAGCCUCCCGCCUUGUUGCCCCACUGUCGUGUCCUCGCCUCUGCUACGGCUUUCCCAUGGAGAGUGCACACCCACCCGUGUAGGAUGCCUACCUCGUCCGACACCCUGGAUUCCCACCUGCCCGCCACCAACUCCUCCUUCUCCUCACGCGUACCCACUCUUGCCAACAGUUCGUUGCGGCCCCCAAGGCUGUGCCCCGCCCCUCUCCAACAUGGUGGAUGAGGCAACCACCAUGAAGGAUGAUGUCAUCAACGCCAACACGUUGGCUUGGCUGGUCUGCUCGGGCGUGUCAAUCCUGGCCAACACGUGGAGCAUCCUCAGCGUCAGCGCCAAGCAGAAGAAGUGGAAGCCGCUUGAGUUCCUCAUCUGCACGCUGGCUGGUACGCACAUCCUCAACAUGGCCGUCCCCAUCACCAUGUACUGCGUCAUAACGCUGCGGCGUCAGCAUUCCAACUACGAGUGGAACGAGGGCUUGUGCAAGGUGUUUGUGUCCACCUUCUACACUCUCACGUUGGUCACCUGCUUCUCUGUCACAUCACUCUCUUACCACCGCAUGUGGAUGGUACGCUGGCCUGUCAACUACAGGCUGAGCAACACCAAGAAGCAGGCGGUGCACACAGUGAUGGGGAUCUGGAUGGUCUCUUUCAUCCUGUCCACGCUUCCAGCGGUGGGCUGGCACGACACCAUCGACCGCUUCUACACCUCCGACUGCAGAUUCAUUGUGACAGAGAUCGGCCUGGGGUUUGGGGUUUGCUUCCUGCUCUUGAUUGGCGGUAGCGUGACUAUGGGUGUGAUCUGCAUCGGCAUUGCUCUCUUCCAGACCUUCUCCAUUCAGGCAGGCCACAAAGCGGACAAGAACAAGUUCAACGUCCCCACCAUCGUGGUGGAGGACGCUCAGGGCAAGCGCAGAUCCUCCAUUGAUGGGUCAGAACCUCUCAAGACUUCGCUGCAAAUCACUUACCUGAUCAGCGGUAUUGUCUUCAUCUAUGACUUUCUCACCGGCUUCCCCAUACUCGUGGUGAGCUUUGCCAGUCUGAAGUUCGAACGCUCUUACAACUGGAUGGUUCUGUGUGUGCUCUGGUGCUCCAUUGUGCAGUCUAUCUUGCUGCCCAUGUUCCUGUGGGCCUGUGACCGCUAUCGGGCGGAUAUCCGCAUGGUGUGGGACAAGUGCGUGGCCAUCAUGUCCAAUGACGAGGUGGACGAGGAAAACAGCCAAGAUGGAGGAAUUCAUGUCGACUUAAUAUAUGACAGACCAUAUGACUAUAGCUCAGCGCCUGAAAUCGUGACCGUAGACCGUAAUGCCAAGUAUGAGUUCUCAACCUUAGAAAGGGGGAUCCCGCAAGGGUAUCCAGUGAGGGAACAGCAGGAAGAUAAAAUGCAGUAUUUGCAGGUGCCCCCUACAAGAAGAUACUCCCACGACGAAACCGACAUGUGGACCAGCGACCGGAUCCCCCCCUCCUACCUUCACCGGUGGGGCUCCAGCGAGGACAUGAUAGUGAGUGGGCACUACAGCUCCACCUUGCCGCGCCGCGAGAGGCGCAGGAACAGCCUGGUCGCCUACCACGAGGAGAGCCGCCAUCAUCGUCACCGCUACUACCACCAGCCGCAGCUCCAUCGCAAGCGGCGGCGCUCUGAGGACGCGCAAUCCCUCAAGCACCUGCCGCGCGGCACUCACGACUACCGUGACGACGACCCGCGCUGCUUCAGCCGCGACGAGGUCAUCAACUUUAUCGACGAGACGCCGCUGCCGAGCCCCAGGAAGAGCCCGCGGCGCGCGUCCUGCACCCUCGCCCUCCUCCCCGGUGUGUACGAGCGUCACACCGUCACCCUGCCUCACUUUGCGCUCACAGACUUUGAACGCGAGCCUCAAGCGCUCAGGUGCUUCUCGGAACACAAAAGCUGCACGAGGAGCUCACCCGAAGGGAGCGGCGGUCAUGGGAGCUCCGGGAAAGGAGGUCGGCAGGUGGGCUCGCCUGCAGGGAUCAGCCGACGGACUCCCCCACCUGUUUGCAGGUCCAGGGCGGGUGCAGCAGCUGACUGGGCCCAACACAAGCAGACGAGCCAGGGGGAUAGUAAAGCAAACACGAACAGUUUUGUAAGCACAUCCUUGGCAUCCUCUUCGGGAUAUAUUACCUUUCACUCGGAUUCUGUUGGCUCUGCUUCCUAAAACAACAACAACUAAUUUCCCAACAGUGUGAUACUUAACUGUUUCGUCAUGGACUAAGCAUUACCUGCCUUUUUUAAAAUUCUUGCAAUCAAUAUUUAACCCUCCUGUUAUGUUUAUUUCUCUGGUCCACCAAAAAUGUUCACUGGUCAAGGUGACCUGCUGCAUGCAUGUUCAACCAUAACGAUACAAUUAAAAAAAGAACAUAAAAAUAGUUUUCUUGCUCCCAUUAAAUCAAUGAGUUUUACAUCAUAUUCAACAUUAUGUCCAGAAAGCCACUGUGCACUGAUAUUUUUUAUUAACAUGUUUCAAUGUAGACUACAAGCGGUACAUACCCAAUGUUUGCCGACCUUUACUGAGCCAAUGCACCCAUUUUACUUUGGAGACAUCUCACGGCACACACCAUAUCAUGUAAACACAAACAAAGCCUAAACAAAUAAUGUUCAUCUUUGGUGGCUCUCUUAUGACAUCUUGUGUGACUAAAAAAAGACAUUGUGGAUGUUAAAAGUCCAACGAGAUGUACAUGGAGUGUGUAUUCUAUAGGCAGUCUCUAACAGGAAGUUUCAAUAUAGAAUAAGUAUGUACCUCUUAUAGUCUAUAUUGAAGCAUGUCUGUCAAUAAAAAUACAAGUGUGCAUUGACUUUUUAUUUUGCCAUUACAAGCUCUUUCUGCAUAGGCAGGGGUGUUUUUAUUGUGGGCCACAUCGUAGUUCUGGUUUCCCUUAUGGGGCCGGUUAUGAUGUACAAUUGCUAGGAGUGUAUGCCAAAAAUCAGGGUUGGGUUCGUCUUGGGUUUAAGUUCGCGGUUUGUUUCACAUUGGGUGCAGUGAGGGAGCAAAAGGCAAAACAAAGUUCACGUUUUGUGUAAACGGAAACACAACACAGUUGAACCGGCAAUGUAUUGAAUCUUUUCAAUCUGUGACAUCAGUAGUUUUAAGCCUUCCUUUCAAGAAAUGAAGAUGCAGACAAGUGUAACUGUAAUAUUUUGUCCAGAGAGAAUUAUUAUGCUGUAAAAACACUAACAGGGCAUUUGUGAUUGCUUUGGCUCCAUCUGAAGAGAAUGUUUAAUUUCUAUUCCGUUCGGUUUGUUGAUGAUGUUUUGUUUUUUCACUGAUAUUCAGAUUCGCGUGAUGCCAUUUCUCAUAAGUUUCCAAGUUUAACUUUCUACCAAAAGCAUGUUGCUUGCCCGCCAUGAUGUCCGUGAACCAGAAGCUGAGCUGCACUGUAUUUGUUUACAGAUUAGGUGCGUGGCAAGAGCGCGAGACAGUUCGACUUCUUGCCCAUUACCUAAUUUGUUGUGUGUAGGAUCCCAAAUCCUCUCCCCAUCAUAUCAUUGUCCAUCUCUUUGAAUAGUUGUAUAAUGAAUAAUUACUUUUGAACAGAAGUCAAAGAAAAAUGGUGGCGUGCGUAAGCAGGCCACAAAAAAGUACAUGAAGGCCCCACGGCCCUUGAUUUUGACACCUCUGCCAUGGGGUGAUCACAUGAAAAUUGGACAUGAAGCCACGUUUGUGUGUUAAUUCGGGGUUACAAAAGCGAGUGUUUUUUAACCUUCAUGGAGCUAAGGCACCAAGUUUACAUUCGAAAAAUCUCACAGCACACCACCAAACAAAAAGUAUGAAUAAUUAAAUAAUGAUGAUCUCACUUUAGUCACUGACUCAGUGUGAAAUCUGGGCCUGUUUUAUUGAACACAAAGCUGAUUUACUUACACAAAGCCAUGACGUAUUUUUCUGUACGACUGGUCGAUACAUGGGUGUUUUUGUACCUUCUGGCAUCCAAUGGAGGAGCAUUUAAUUGUUCCUCCUUUCACUAUACAGUAUGUCGGUCACGUAGAUAGAUUAACAAAGAUAUUCUUGUAAUUGAUAUUUUCUUCAGACAAAUCAAGUGAAAUUUGAUCAUUUGCUCCGGCACCGCUGAUGGUCUCUCAUGUACGGUGGCCUGGAAGUGCAAAACAAUGUAACAAAUUUGGAAACAUGUUUACAGUUCAGGCGGCACGGUGGCCGACUGGUUAGAGCGUCAGCCUCGCAGUUCUGAGGAGCGGGGUUCAAUCCCCGGUCCCACCUGUGUGGAGUUUGCAUGUUCUCUCCGUGCCUGCGUGGGGUUUCUCCGGGCACUCCGGUUUCCUCCCACAUCCCAAAAACAUGCAUUAAUUGGGGACUCUAAAUUGCCCGUAGGUGUGAAUGUGAGUGCGAAUGUUGUUUGUUUGUAUGUGCCCUGCGAUUGGCUGGCAACCAGUUCAGGCUGUACCCCGCCUCCUGCCCGAUGACAGCUGGGAUAGGCUCCAGCACGCCCGCGACCCUGGUGAGGAGAAGCGUCUCAGAAAAUGGAUGGAUGGAGGGUUUACAGUUCAGAACACAAAUUAACAAAAGCAGAAACACUUUUACAAAAGACGAAACAAAUUACUAUUGACAAAGCUCGGAAAGGGAACGUCCCAUUUCACAGACAUUCUUCGAAAUCAGAACGCCCUUUCUCGGCAAGACCCGCCCCCCCACCCCCUCAAUAUGAUUGGCUCCUGCAUCGCGAGAACGGUAGGCCACGCAGAUGUAACGAGAUGUCCGUUCCAAAUAGAAUUUUUAAAAAUUAAAAAGUUUAUUAAGGUUAGGUUUCGGACUAGGGUUGGGGUUAAGGCAUUUUAGGAUGAGUUAAGGUUCCCAUUGCGCCUUUUGUAAUUUGUUUCGUCUUUUGUAAAAGUGUUUCGGCUCUUGUUAAUUUGUUUCCUGCAAUUAUUUUCGUUCUUUUGUAGAAGUGUCUCUGCUUUUGUUAAAGCGGGUUAACCCUUUUCUGAAAUGGAAAAGUGUUUCACAAUUUGUUAUAUUGUUUUGUACUUCCAGGCCACCAUACUCAUGGCAUCCUGGUUAAGAAUCUCUCAUGUAAGGUACUGUAUAAGCAUUUGUUACAGAUAAAAUGUAAUGCAAAUGAGUGUUUAAUAUUUAAAACAAAUAAAAUUUAAACGGCACAGUGUUUUUAAUCCAAUUUUUUUCCAUUUUAAAAUCAACUCCAUAGUUUUAAACAACAUAACAGGAGGGUUAACUUGCACGUUCACAUAUGUACUCAUCCUCCAUUGUGAAAAGAUGGCUCUUCACCUUUCACAUUCCAGAAUAUUCAGUGGGGGCAUGAUUUGUUCCGGCACCUUAACACAAAGUAAUUCUUUCUAGAUGAUAUUCACACCUUUCUUUAUGCGCUGUGAAGUUGUUGCUAUUGAUAUACAGUACAUUGAAAGGCUGGAAAAAUCUGGAUUUUAUUUCACAAAACGUGUGUUUAGCGUGUGUGUGUGUGUGUGUGUGUGUAUAUAAUAUUAUUGUACAGCUGCUUUUGUUUUCGGACGGGUUCUUUCCUUCUCAUGAGUCAGGACAUAAUACAAUCUCCAUAUUUAUUUUGAUAAUGAUGUACAACGUGUUGUUCCCAAACUGUACAACACUAUUUUUCACGAUAAAUAAGUGCAGUAGUCCCAAACUUUUCCGUGGAUGUUGCACAUAUUGACAUUAGAGGCGAGGGCCCCAAAUUGCUGAUGACAAAGGUCAAGCCAACUUUCAAACCAGUUUGGGAUUAUAGUGCACCCAUAAUUUAUUUCCACGUGGAAGAUGGUGAAAUACAACCGUAAGACUGACUAAAUGUUGCAUCGUUUUCAUGUUUAGAUUGCUCAGACCUCGCAAUCGAUGACAAAAAGAGAAAACUAUGUGAAAAGCCAUUCAUACGAUUGUUUAAAUUGAGUCCGCAAAAGAUGGGAAAAAGUUAAGGCAUCGAAAAUGAAGGCUCUCAUAGAAGUUACACAACAACAUAUGCAAACCUAAAUGGAUAUCCAGAGUUAAAUGACGAUGUGAAACCAGUAUCCAAUAGUUGCACAUGUUUUUUUUUCCCCCAUCUCCUGCUCUCUUCUCCAGUGUUUUGUUGUCACUUGUAUUACUGCACGUUUGUCAUUGAAACAUCACACAUUACAUUCCCCUUUUGUAGAACUUUUUAUUGUAUACACCAUCUGAAUAUAUAAUUUUGUAACAUAUUCAAAGAUCUGUGAGUCAACGAAUGAUGUUGAAUUGUUAUGAGUUCCUAGAUGACGACUUUGUUUUUUG
Molecule: messenger RNA, 6671 nt
Organism: Phycodurus eques (leafy seadragon)
Lineage: Eukaryota; Metazoa; Chordata; Actinopteri; Syngnathiformes; Syngnathidae
Product: probable G-protein coupled receptor 153
Exons: 6
Coding region: 657-2612 (651 amino acids)
Biological process (GO): G protein-coupled receptor signaling pathway
Cellular component (GO): membrane
Molecular function (GO): G protein-coupled receptor activity
Source: RefSeq, a predicted model, not a curated record